Plasmodium fragile is the source of this 1185-nucleotide messenger RNA. RefSeq lists its product as uncharacterized. The transcript has 3 exons. The record is from RefSeq and is a predicted model, not a curated record. NCBI's taxonomy places the organism in Eukaryota, Apicomplexa, Aconoidasida, Haemosporida, Plasmodiidae. The coding region runs from base 1 to 1185 and encodes 394 amino acids.
AUGAAUAACAUGAAAGCUUUUGUCGAAAAGUUCCGAAAGUCAUGUGAUAAUCUAAAGCAGGAUGACGAGCUCUACAUGGAAAGAAAACAACUGAACUCACUUCACAACUACUUCUCUCACUCACUGCUAUAUCUGGAGAGACUAGAGAAUGUUAUAAAAAAUAUAAACAUCAUGAUAAGUGAUUUGAAUAGAAGUCUAAUGUCCUUUUUUGAAAAUGACGUGAACUUGGAGACAAUAAAACAGGUGUCGUAUAUACUUAACACUUUUAACGAUGUAAGGGAGCAAAUAGUUAGCCAUAUAGCAAAUUCGAAGGUAACGGCAAAUAACACCCUUGAAAAUAUAAAGACGUUACAGAAUUUGUGCACGAGGAAGAAAAAUUUAGGAGCGUCGAUAGAACACUAUGAAAAGAAAAUUAGAAAAUUACAACUCGUUACUCCUUCGAACCAGAAACAUUUGGACAAGGUGAUUAGAAACGAAGCCAAGUUGAACAUGGUAAAAAAUGAUUACCUAAAAUAUCAUGACGCUAUUAAGAAAGGGUUUGAAAUUAUUUUGGAGAAUAAAACUAAUAAGGUUUUAUUUGAUGCUCGGAAGGACUUGGAGAUUUUGUUGUGUUACUUUUCCCUCAUGAAUUCGGUUUCCCUCAAGUUGAAGGACCCCUUGAAGGAGCUGAAAUUCGAAUGCCUGGAAAAUAAGAAGUCCAAGAAGCCCAUCGAUUACAACUUCUUCCUGGAGGAGGAGGACGACAUGAACUUCUUCAAAGAACAGAAAAAAGGGUUAAGUCACAGCCACAGUCACAGCAACAGCCUGCAGAGCGUGCAAAAUGUGCAAAAUGUGCAAAAUACGCAAAAUUCGCAAAAUGUGCAAAAUGUGCAAAAUUCGCAAAACACGCAAAACACGCAAAGUGUGCAAAUGAGCAGUGGGAAAAGUAGGGACUACAAUUACAGUAGCAGCAGCAGUGUGAACAUCAACCCCUUCUCUCGGACCUCCCCGGCGAGUUUAGAAAACAAAAUGUGCAAGAAGCCUGUAAGCCUUGCUGCCCUAGCAGAACCUGAUGUUAAAAAGGAAUCAACUUUUUUCAACAUUAAAAGUCUUCUAGGCGUUUCUGAUAAAUCGGCGUCAUCCCCAGCGCCCCCGAAAGGAAAGAGUUAUUCCUCCCCGAACAUCCCCCCGGCCUUUCCGCAAUAG